AUGGCUAUUAACGACGAGCUUGUAUACGAAGUUAAUGAGAAGGGCGAGAAUGUUCUCGUUCAAUCAAUAAAUUCAGAUCACCAAGCGUAUCUUCGCUUUACAAAUCGAACAACGCGCGCGGUGGACGUGUGGUGGCGUGAUUUUGCUGGGAAGAAACGGUUUUACGAGCGGAUGGAGCCGGGCGCGUUCUACGAUAUCAACUCGUACCUAACGCAUCCUUGGGAGUUCACUGACGCAACGACCGGGGAAAGCUACGUGAUCAACAAUAAGAUUGUAUUCAGGGCACCGGAGCGCGCGGGCGACCUCCGGUACAGGACGAACUGGAACAUCACUGUGCCCGUGCGGACCUUGAAGAGCACGGCCAUGCAGACCCUGGCGUCACUGCUGCCUAACCCACACGCAGCCUCCGAGCUUGAUCUGCCCAAUGUACUGUCCCGCGAGCUGGCAGAGGUGGUGAUCAAAAUGCGCCGGCCUCCUACGGUGGAGGAUCAAGCGGAGAACACAUGGUGA
Molecule: messenger RNA, 510 nt
Organism: Spodoptera littoralis (African cotton leafworm)
Lineage: Eukaryota; Metazoa; Arthropoda; Insecta; Lepidoptera; Noctuidae
Source: the annotation of a GenBank genome assembly